GCUAUAACAAAAGUUACUGCCAGUGCCACAGUGCAAUCUGUGUACCGACCCCUGCGUCGCUCGAGGAAGAAGGGUGCAGGAACGCUAACCACGUGCACAGGACAAGGGAGACGUGAAGCUAUUCGAGAACGUAGUAGAAAGGGCUGAGCUUGUUUGUAUGCGAGCAGUUGGAAGUGAAACGUAGUAGAAAGGGGUGAGCUUGUUUGUAUGCGAGCAGUUGGAAGUGAGUGGAUUGAUUCAAAGCGUACAGCGGACCUGCUUUUUGAACCUGCCGCCUUUCUCGGCAAGGAUGCCUAAGAAAGAGUUGGAAGAGUUGCCCUUCAAGCUGCCUGCAAGCAGUUGGACUCAACACAUCCUGAUGCUGAAUUGGCCAUGCAUCCGCUUCAAAGCCUCAACAGACUUGCCGAAUAAUCCAUGGGAAGGGGGAGCCAUUGAGGACUUCAACAUAGUCGUAGAAGUGUUCAGAGUGAUACAGAAGGAUUUAGAAAGAACUGGACGUGCUCUUAAGAAGUCAGGCGGGGAGCUGAACAACAGGACACGAACUCAGGGCAUCAUCACUCUUCUCAACGAGCUCGCGAUCCCUAAUGAUCCCAGGGACAAUGGGGAAGGGAGUACGAUCUUCAAAGAAUCAGUUGAGCCCCCAGAACAGCCGGUAGGCCAACAUGCAAUAAAAGAUGCAGCACUGACGCCAAAGAAAGCCAAAGGCCCCGAAGGAGACCCGAAGCAAGGAUCGCCAGGGAGCUCCAGAGGGAUCGUCUGGGAGCACGAGAGCAGCGAGGGAGUGGGCCGGCAAAGCAUGGAUUGGAUGGGAAGUGUCAUUGACAAGGCGAUCCUGAAUGCAACCUCGGCGUACAAGUAUUCCAUCUGCGCCAAGCUCAUAUGGGAGAUGAAGGCACACUUGCUUGCUAACUGGGAAGACGGCCCUGGAGGCAGGUGGCAGCUCGCCAAAUACCUCAUCCUUCAUGCUAUUAUAAACUGGAUGAAGGAGCCCUCAAGGCAGUCUCCAGUGUUCGGCCUGGGAUUCGAUUUGAAACAGUGGGCAGGAGAGGUUUUCCAGCUUCAAGGGUUCUAUACAGUCAAGAAGGACGGCUUCCUCGACAAGGCCUCUCUGACAACCCUUACAAGGGAGGACAUGGACUGGGUGCAACAGCGUUACAAUUGGCAGAGGAAGGUCCUCAAGCGCGACUAUGGCCUGGCGGUGGAACCUGGAGAGUACCCCAUUGGCACUUUGUACAGCAUGACUCAGAUUCGUGCAUUCUGGCCAGACGAGGACAUGGCUGUGCGAGUCAAGUCCUUGCAACUCGUGGAGGGUCUUCUUCGGUGCUCGUUGGGCGAGCGAGUAAUCAAGUGGAAGUGGCACGACAUGAAGAGACGGCUUGACGACGUGGAGGAGCAACUCGAGCAAGUCAGCAAGAAGCGAAUGACCUUGCUUGAUGAUGAGAAUAUGCGGAAGAUGUUGAUGCAGGAGUAUUAUGGUAAUCCUCGAUCUGGGUAGAGUAAAUUUCGAGUCAUUGCAGGCGCUUCUCGAAGGCUUUGGCAUCGCAUGACUUAAGUUCCUGCAAUGAGCAAACCUUUUCAGGGUCCGCGUGUUUGACGUGACCAUUAGCUUGUUCAGCUUGCAAAUCGACCGGUCAACACAUGGUUCGUUUGUGCUCCUAUGACACUCUGCAACCAACUUUGAUGCUUGGGGAUCAUCUGCAUAUCUGGUGAACAUGUAGGGUCUUCAGGCUUGGUAGCAACCUAAGCCUUCC
Messenger RNA from Klebsormidium nitens, 1751 nucleotides. Lineage: Eukaryota; Viridiplantae; Streptophyta; Klebsormidiophyceae; Klebsormidiales; Klebsormidiaceae. The record is from the annotation of a GenBank genome assembly.